CUGGGCUACAAAGGCUGGACGGGGCGGGAUUCGAUACAGAGAGGCCAGGCCAGGCCAGCCGAGGCCAGAACACAUCAAUAUCUCCUGUUCAUCCAACCCACCCUUCUCCAACCCAAAUCAUCACACCCCCUACCCAACCAACAUGGGCUCUCAACCCCCCACCCGCCUCGCCAUCCUCAUGGCCGACACGCCCCUACCGGGCACCGUGGCCAAGUACAAGGACUACGGCGGCGUCUUCACCUCACUCUUCACUGCCGCCACGGCCCCGCAGCCCGUGGCCGAGGUGCUGACUCUGACGUACCACGACGUGGUCAACCACGUGGGCUCGUAUCCCGCCCUAGCCGACGUAGACGCCGUCCUCAUCACGGGCUCCAAGCACAGCGCCUUUGGAGAUGACGCCUGGAUCAUGGCCCUCGUCGCCUUUGUACGCGAGGCUCUCGCCACUCAGGGCCGCGUCAAGGUCAUCGGCGUCUGCUUCGGCCACCAGAUCGUGGCCAGGGCUAUGCAGACUCCCGUUAUUGUUAACGAAAAGGGCUGGGAGGUUGCCGUGACGGAGCUAGAGCUAAGCAGCGCGGGCAAGGAGUUUUUCGGGCUCGAGACUCUGAAAAUUCACCAAAUGCACCGCGACAUCGCCAAGGACCUGCCAGACGGCAAGGCGGACCCCAGCGCCCCGCCACCAGUUGCGCUGGCCUCCAACGGGGUCUGCUCCCAGCAGGGCUUCCUAUGGCCCGGCCGCGCCGUCACCGUUCAGGGCCACCCCGAGUUCACAGAGGGUAUCGUGCGCGAGAUCCUCGAGCUGCGCCAUGAUGCCGGUAUCCACUCGGACGACCUGUACAAGAGCGGCAUUAGCCGCGUCGCCAACGAGCAUGACGGUGUCGCUAUUGCCAAUGCCUUUCUACGCUUCAUCAGGUCGUGAGCAGAGAAGUUUUGGAACUCAGGGCUCAUCAUUUUUGCAUUUGAUACCAGACUUUGCGUAGAACAGGUACUUGAUUACACCAAUCAACUGUCCUCUCCUCACACCGAUGGCUAAUGCACCGCAUCCUGUAGAACAGAAUAGGGUAUAUAGUACUUGACAAUGCGGAACUCCAUCCAACACCUUCCCCGAAAAGCAAGAGACACCAGACGCCUGCUGCUAGAUCGCUGUCAUGGACCUGCAGAAAUCCCAUAGAGACCCAAGAUGAUCAUGUACGACAUGAGAACACAAAAGGACAAAGAAAAAGACAAGGUUCCUUUACACUUCAGGGGGCCUAGCCUCACUGGCCUCACGCACGGAAAGUUCUCUGCUUCCAGCCCCUGGAUGAUCGUCCACAAAGUCCUCGUCGCUGGUCAGGUCGUUUGGAUCUGCUUCCACGUCCCACCAGUACCUCGGCCCUCGCCGCCGCGCCCUCUCGGCCGCUCCCUCGACUUCUUGUCGCAUUUCUUCCUGUCUGCGCUGAUGCGCGAGGCGCCCGUCAUCCGCCAUCUCUGGCCUCGUUCGGCCGGAGCCCGCCGGGGCGCCGCGCGUAUGUAUCCCAAGCACGACCCCGACUGCUCCGCCAACAGCACCCUUGUCAAAGCCAGCUUCCAAGCCUUCCGGUCCCUUCGACCUGCCCCUGCAGCCACAAGAGCAUGUCGCCAAGACCCAGCGCGCCCACGAGGCGCACCGGCACCGCGCCCUGUCCCAGUCGGUGGCGGCGCGGCCACAUAGACGGGCCCAGAGGGUACGGGGGUCGCGAUGGCGCCAGGGCCGCUCACGCCACGAGAAGAGUGCGGCGUUGAUGGCGCCCUGGGCGGCUAGGCUGGCGAUGCUAAGGGCUAGAA
Messenger RNA from Gaeumannomyces tritici R3-111a-1, 1800 nucleotides. RefSeq lists its product as hypothetical. Lineage: Eukaryota; Fungi; Ascomycota; Sordariomycetes; Magnaporthales; Magnaporthaceae. Bases 143 to 916 code for a protein of 257 amino acids. The transcript has 3 exons. The record is from RefSeq and is a predicted model, not a curated record. Gene Ontology annotation, cellular component: cytosol; nucleus.